AUGAAGUGCGCCCUUUGGCUCGUGGCCCUGCUGUGCCCGGUGGGGUGGGGCGGAGCGGCGGUCGGCGAGGUUAGCGUGGUCGGCGGCGCGUCUAACGGUGCCGCGAACAGUGCCGCGAACAACGCGGCUGGCGACACCCCUAACAGUGCCGCUAACGCGGCGAACUACGUAGCUGGGGAGGAGCUCCUACACUUCGCGAACCCGGACGAGCUGUAUGACCUCCUGGCAGAGGAGGUGGAGCAGGUCGAGCGGAGCACUGCAGGUGGGAGUCUCCCCGUGGGGACCACUCAACAGGGAGGCCCCCUCGAGGGAAGCCCCAAGCUGAAGCGGCGGAGGGGGAAGACACCAAAGGGGUUGCUCAAACUGGGCCGAGUGAAAAGAGAAACCUUUCUGAAGCUUUACGAGUCGGCGAUGAGCCACUUCGACGUGGACGGCUACGGCGCCUUCAUGCAGGAGGUGAUUGCUCGCAGGAGGGGGAGCGACGAACCAGGGGGAGGGAAGCGGUGGAGAGGAACUACCAGGAGGUCCCGCCCUCACUGCGAUCGGGGGGUUAGCAGCGCAGUUAGCAGCGGCGUUAGCAGCGGAGUAAGUGGCCAUAAAGCUCUCGCGACUAGAGUGGAAUACCCCGGGGGGGCGAUCCGGUCGGCGUAUGGAAACAACCUGAGCAAGUGGAUGAAGGAGUCCCUGGAAGACGUAGAAUCGCCUGCAUCUAUAAAAGAACCCGGGCUAGCCAAUAUGUUGAUGCAGAGCCUGACCAUGGUGAAGGGCUUAAUCCAGUCAGUAGCAAGUGCAGUGGUAGAUAUAGUACCUCCCCUUAUCCCCCCACCUGUAUGGAUCAACAGACCCCUCCCUUGUCUGCCAAUGGUUACAGGAAAAAAUUGCUUAGGGUCUAUCCUCUACCCUAUAACAGCUGCGGAGUUCGUUACAUCUGACAUAACGGAUUCUAUAAUGAAUGGAAUCAUUUCUAGCUUCCCGUCUAAGUAUGCUUCAAAAGUGGGGAAAACGUCAGAUGCACAGUAUAGGCUAUGUGCCAUGGCCUACCUGGGCAUGUAUUGUGCUUCUAUCUUUCCCAUCUGUUGGAUGCCCAUCGGAUUGAAAGUUGCAGAAACCAUGUCUGUUUGCUUUCCCCAGUGUUUAGCUACCCUUAUCGCUUGCCCCGGGUUCUGGAUUGAUGACAUAGAAGGACCUUGCAGCAAUGCAUCUGUGCCUCCCUUCUGCUCCUUUUCCGUUUUUGUUAAUCAGAAGAUUGUUCCUCCCCAGUUGACUUCCUACGAUGAGUCGCAUGAUUAUCCUGCCACGUGUCCUACGAGCGAUGAUGCGUAUGACUCCUUGGAAGGGUUGCACCAACCGGAGGGUGGGGCACACAUGGAGAGCGUUUACAGCAAGGAGAGGGAAUCCUACUCGAAUGUAACUCUCCCCGUGUUCCCCGAUUUGGUUGCCAGGGUUUACCCUGAUGAAGGACCCACUGGGGAAGAGCUACCCUCCUGCAAGUGUCUACAGAUGGGCUCCCUUUGCAGGAGGCACUUUGCCAUUCCCGUGCUCGGGAGGCGCCACCCCGUUUUCUCCCCCGCGCACGAGGAACCGGUGGAGCUUUCCCCCCGCCAGAGCCGCUGCUGCAGGCUCUGCAGGCCCAUUUGGCGCGCCCUCUCCCCGCGGUAG
Messenger RNA from Plasmodium vivax (malaria parasite P. vivax), 1659 nucleotides. RefSeq lists its product as hypothetical. The record is from RefSeq and is a predicted model, not a curated record. NCBI's taxonomy places the organism in Eukaryota, Apicomplexa, Aconoidasida, Haemosporida, Plasmodiidae. Bases 1 to 1659 code for a protein of 552 amino acids. The transcript has a single exon.